GGCACUUUCUUCUUAAACCUCACCAAGAAGGAAAAACUUUCUGACCAUCCAAACAAGUAAGGAUGAGUUAUUACAAUCAGCAGCAGCCUCCUGUCGGCGUUCCUCCUCCUCAAGGUUAUCCACCGGAAGGAUAUCCCAAGGACGCUUAUCCACCACAGGGAUAUCCCCCGCAAGGAUAUCCUCAGCCGGGGUAUCCACAACAAGGUUAUCCUCCGCCAUACGCUCCUCAGUACGGCCAGCCUCCUCCUCAACAGCAAAGCUCCAGCACCGGAUUCUUGGAAGGAUGUUUGGCUGCCCUGUGCUGUUGCUGCCUCCUGGAUGCCUGCUUUUGAUGGGGAGGACCUUUAUGGGUUUCUGUUGCAGUUAGUUAAAGAUUCAAACUUUAAAGUGCUAGCUUGAAUUAUGAAUCAUUAUAGCUUCUCGUUACCUCGCCUGAUUUUCAUUAUCGUUAUCUUAAAUAAUUGAACUUUUUGUUUGCAAACCUAGAAUCAAAGUCUUUGUUAUAUAUAUCCUUGUUCUGUAUCUUUCUUUAUGGAAAUAGAAUGCCCAGCUAAUUUUUAAGAAAUUUAUGAGCUUCGU
Molecule: messenger RNA, 579 nt
Organism: Rubroshorea leprosula
Lineage: Eukaryota; Viridiplantae; Streptophyta; Magnoliopsida; Malvales; Dipterocarpaceae
Source: the annotation of a GenBank genome assembly